UGUUGGAUGUGUUACGCAACUGAGAAGCUCACUCCACGUGAAAGGGGUUGUUGACCUUUUCCACAAAUCCUGCUUUUUCUGGUUUGAGUUAAGGAUUAGAGCGAUGGCGAACAGGAGCAACAUGUCGGAGCAGCUUGCAGAUUUUGCACAGAGCAAAAAAGUACCUGACGUCAUGACAACCAGUCAGGGCCAACCGAUCGACAGCAAGACGGCCACUAUGACCUUUGGACCCAAGGGCCCUGUGGCUAUGCAAGAUUUCAUCUAUACCGAUGAGAUUGCGCAUUUCGACAGAGAGAGGAUUCCGGAGAGAGUGGUUCAUGCCAAGGGGGCAGGCGCUUUUGGUUACUUUGAGGUGACCCACGAUAUCAGCCGCUACUGCAAGGCCAAGGUGUUUGGGGGCGUUGGGAAGAGGACACCUAUCGCUGUCCGAUUCUCCACUGUCGGUGGUGAGUCGGGGAGUGCCGACACAGUGCGUGACCCUCGAGGCUUUGCUGUCAAGUUCUACACUGAGGAGGGCAACUGGGACCUCGUGGGAAACAAUACUCCGAUCUUUUUUAUACGUGACCCGAUACUGUUCCCUAGUUUUAUCCAUACUCAGAAGAGGAACCCACAGACCCACGCCAAGGAUGUGGACAUGUUUUGGGAUUUCAUUUCGCUACGUCCCGAGACCACGCACCAAGUCUCAUUCCUGUUCAGCGAUCGUGGGAUCCCAGACGGGUACCGUCACAUGAACGGGUACGGGUCUCACACGUUCAAACUGGUCAACAAGGACGGCUCUGCAGUGUACUGCAAGUUCCAUUACAAGACUGACCAAGGCAUACAUAACUUUAGUGUGGACAGAGCUGCUGUGUUGGCUGGCUCUCAACCUGACUACGGUAUCACCGAUCUCUUUGAGGCUAUCGCCAAGGGAGACCAUCCCUCAUGGACUGUGUACAUCCAAGUGAUGACCUUCACGCAGGCGGAAAACUUCAGGUGGAACCCAUUUGACCUCACCAAGGUGUGGCCCCACUCUGAGUUCCCUCUGAUCCCCGUUGGAAGGAUGGUUCUCAACAGGAACCCAGCCAACUACUUUGCAGAAGUGGAGCAGAUAGCGUUUAGCCCCGCCCAUAUGGUGCCCGGCAUUGAGCCCUCCCCUGACAAGAUGUUGCAAGGUCGAUUGUACUCCUACUCGGACACUCACCGUCACCGACUGGGCGCCAACUAUCACCAGAUCCCCGUGAACUGUCCCUACGCCACUAGAACCAGGAAUUACCAGAGGGACGGCCCCAUGUGCGUCGACGGAAACCAGGGAGGAGCUCCCAACUACUACCCCAACAGUUUCUGUGGACCUCUUGACCACCCUUCUUACGCACUCUCCAAGACCACCUAUUCGACUGCUGACGUGAAGAGGUACAACACUGCAGAUGAUGACAACUUCUCCCAGGUGACCCUGUUCUGGCGCAAUGUGCUCAGUGAGGACGAGAAGAGACGACUGGUGCGGAACAUUGCAGGUCACCUCAAGGACGCCAGUGAGUUCAUUCAACAGAGGGCGGUGAGGAACUUCACCCAGGUGGACUCGGAGUAUGGAGGAGGGAUUGCCAAACUAUUACAGCAGUACAAGAGCAGGGUAUGCAGACUAACACAGGGGCGAAUCCAAGGAUACUCAAAAAUCCCAGCUGUGAAGUUCAGCUGUGAAGUUCAAUAUACUUUUGUACGGACUUUGUGCAUAAUUAUAGUUAGUACAUAAUUAUGUAUUGCUAUACAUAUUGACGUGCCAUCAACUAUUAUUUUAUUGUUAGAAUGGGACAGAAUGUAUAGAUCUACAAGAAUUGAAUUUCCGCCGGGGGAGGCAUAAUUAUAUGUACCUAUCGGCAUAAUUAUUAUAGUCUAAUGGUUUUGGAAUGAUAAUUAUAGAUUGGCUGUGUCACCAUGCAGACUUGCAUGUGAAACCUGUGUGUUUGUUGUCACAUGUCUGGAAUAAUGUGCCGACAUGCAUGAAUUGUGUUGCAAUAACAAUGAUGUAAGCUUUUACAUGCAUGUCAGCAGAUUCUGUAAAGUACAUAUUGUGCACGCAUACAUGGUUGCCUGUAUUCCUACUCUCAAUAUCUAAGAAGUUCAGAUGUCGGAAAGAGUUGACAUACAGUCUGUUCUCCAAAGGCUCGAUGACGCCUCAAGUAGAACUCAAUUUGAGCAGUUUAAGCUAGGAGUGGAGUGCUCGGGUGUUCCCAGAAAGAUUGUUAAAACAGCUGAAAGCUUCUCCGAUGUUUGCCGUCAGCUAAACAACCAUGUAGCAAAGGGAGAUGGAUGUACUUGGUCGUAUGCAUUACUGAAUGUCAUUGGUGUGGUACAUGAAGAACUGAGAGCCUUGGUUCCGUGUAUCAAUGAAGAAUCUUUGCAAAGGUGUGAGAGGAAUGAAAAAUUUCACUUUGCAGUGAUGAUUAUACGCGUGUGUAAUUUUUUGGGGGAAGAUGAUUACAAGAAAUUCUUUGGUCUCUGUCAAACUAACCUUCAGCAAACGCUGAACUUUGAAAAGUUUCCUAUCAUCGAAUUGUUUCUGAGGGAGUUGAUUAAACGAAAGAUUAUUUCGGUCAUGAAUGUGAAGGUUCUUGACGAUAAGCUGGAAAUAAUGGGGCAUAUCCAGGCCAAAGAGGUUGUCCAGAAGUACAGAGAGGUGAUUGGGAAACUGGGCCAAGAAACCCAGCAAGGAGCACCACAAGCAGAAGCAGAACAUCUAACCGAGUGUAUAAUAGCUGUACAAGAACAAGGAGAGUCAAAACAAGAAGCAGGUUCUCCUGAUCAGGACCUCUCCGACAUUGAAAAAGACGGACCAUCACGCAUUUCUAAGAAAUACAAUGAGAAAACCCCUCUUCUUGUGGAUAAUCAGGACUCCAGCCCAGUUUUUUGUGUACAAUAUCAAGUAAAGAAAACGUCGUGUGGACUUUGCUGUACCUCUUUAUUUGUCGUUCUUGCACUUGCACUUGCAUUUGCUUUGACUGGAGGAUUUGGUUGGAAUUCUGUGUCGAUUAAUAUCAGCCAGAACCAAGUAGAUGUGACGAAGUUUGCUGUACGAAAUGAGACUCUAUUUCUGGGAAAAGUCGAUGCGAGUUGGGUAUCAAAUGCAACGGUCUCAGAGUGUACUCAGUAUGGCGAUUCGUCUCAUAUAAGUUACGUAUAUGUCGUUGAUCAAGAAGAUCUCAAAAUGUACACCGUGUCAAAAGAAGACAGAUUACACACUCGCCACGAAUUACACCCGUCGAAAACUACUUACUUCCUCAGAGAUUACUUUUGGGACGGUUCUUCUUUCAAUCUGAGUUUCUACGCUAUGAAUCCGGCUGGAAGUACGGGCAUCGGAUAUGUACAUAUUUUCAAUGAUGAGGCGCAAUUUGAGAACUACAAAAAGGGAGAACCAGCACUUCCUAUUAUAUCGAAAAAACUAAACAUUGGAACUUUGAACAUCAGUGAGCCUACACUGUUUCAGUACAAGGUGGACCAACCCUCCUUCUAUUUUGUUGCUGUUGAAACUCCUGCAGAUGUCUACUACAGUUAUUUGUUUCGUUCGAAAAAAGUUUAUCUAGAUUAUACGGACUAUGAGAAAAGCUGUGAACAAGUGUAUGACGGUUCUCCUUGCUUUUUGAAGUUUACUAAAGCCGGAAGAUACUUUGUGUUGGCCUACGUUAAGCCUCUGGUAGAGGAAGGUUCAUUCACUACACAUUUACGUCUCAAAACUGGCAUCGUACAAAAUACCCAGCAACAAAUCAUCAGGUACAAGUGUUUGACCUUCGGAGGAUUGAUUGUUAUCGGGUUAUUCCUACUAACACUUUUCAUAUGUAUAACUUAUCAUAGCCGUAGGCACAAAGGAGAAAAAAAUGUAGUAAAUGCUGUGUAAUGCUUCAGUUCAUACUAAUUAUUGUUUUUAAGUAAACUGCUUAUAAUUAUUAUUAUCAGUA
Messenger RNA from Halichondria panicea, 3926 nucleotides. RefSeq names its product catalase-like. Gene Ontology annotation, cellular component: mitochondrion; peroxisome; cytoplasm. Gene Ontology annotation, molecular function: catalase activity; heme binding. The record is from RefSeq and is a predicted model, not a curated record. The coding region runs from base 104 to 1726 and encodes 540 amino acids. Gene Ontology annotation, biological process: response to hydrogen peroxide; hydrogen peroxide catabolic process. The transcript has 18 exons. NCBI's taxonomy places the organism in Eukaryota, Metazoa, Porifera, Demospongiae, Suberitida, Halichondriidae.